AUGAGCACAAGACCAGAGUUAAAGUUCUCAGAUACAACUGAUGAACGUUCCUUUUAUAGGAAAUUCCAAAACUUACCUGCACAACCAGAACAAACAUUAAGAAUUGUUGAUAAAACUGAUUACUUCAUUGCAGUUUCACAAAAUGCAAAAUUUAUUGCAGAACAAAUAUAUCAUACAAAUUCUGUUUUGAAAAAUAACAAUGGUGUUGAAUACGUUACUAUGUCUCAUGCUGUUAUGUCAAAUUUAUUAUCAAUGGCAUUAUUAGAAAAAGGUUACAAGAUUGAAAUUUAUGAUAAAAAUUGGGAAUUGACUAAAUUUGCAAGUCCUGGGAAUAUAGAAUCUGUUGAGGAUUUAAUGAAUCCAUCAGAAUUAAACCAAUCAGGUGAUGCUCUUGUCCUAGUUUCGUUGAAAAUUGUUAAUAAAAAUGAAGGUAAAUCUAUUGGUUAUUGUUUUAUAAAUUCAAAUAUAAAAGAAAUUGGGAUUUCAGAAUUCUUGGAUAAUGAUUUAUAUUCUAAUUUAGAAAGUUUAUUAAUUCAAAUUGAUGCUAAAGAAGUCUUGAUCCCUACCCCUUCAAAUGAAUUAGAUCCUGAUUAUACCAAAUUAAUUGGUGUUAUUGAUCGUUGUGGUGCCGUUGUUACAGAAAUUCGUUCAAAUGAUUUUAAUAAUAAAGAUAUUGAACAAGAUUUGAUUAGAUUAUUAGGUGAUGAGUUAAUUUUUUCCACUGGUGAUAUAUCAAAUGCUUCACUAGGGUUAAGCUCUGCAUCUGCCAUCUUAAAUUACUUGGGUUUAUUAACUGAUGAUUCCAACUUCGGUUCAUUUAAUUUGAAAAAUCAUACAUUAAAUCAAUUUAUGAAAUUAGAUUCAGCUGCAGUUAAGGCAUUAAACCUUUUCCCAUCUUCUAAAUCAACAAAUGGGUCCAAAAAUUCAAAUGUUUUCGAUUUAUUAAAUCAUUGUAAAAGUAUUGGAGGUACAAGAUUAUUACAUCAAUGGAUAAAACAACCAUUAAUUGAAAUUGAUGAAAUUUUACAACGUCAUCAAUUAGUUGGAUGUCUUGUUGAGGAUACUCAGUUAAGAACUUCAUUACAUGAUGAUUUAAUGAAUUCAAUACCUGAUAUUAGAAAAUUGAAUAAAAAAUUAAAUAAAUCAAUUUAUGCAAAUUUAGAAGAUGUUGUUAGAAUUUAUCAAUUUUUAAUUAAAAUUCCUGAAAUUUUAGAAUUAUUAGAAUCAAAAAUUAAUGAAACUGAAAGUUUAGAAUUAAAAGGAUUAAUUGAAUUACAUUGGGUUUCACCUUUGAAGGAAUUAAUGAAUCCUUUAUUAAAAUUACAAGAAUUAGUAGAAACCACAGUGGAUUUAGAAAAUUUAGAUCGUCAUGAAUUUGUUAUAAAACCAGAUUAUGAUGAAAUUUUAUUAAAAUAUCGUGAAAGAUUAGAUGAAAUUGAAUCAACUAUAAGAUCAAUCCAUGCAGAUGUUGCUGAUGAAUUAGGUCUUGAUCCUGAAAAAAAAUUAAAAUUAGAAUUACAUCAAAAUCAUGGUUGGUGUAUGAGAUUAACACGUACAGAAGAACGUUCAAUCCGUGGGAAAUCAAAAUUUAUUGAAUUACAAACCGUUAAAGCUGGUGUUUUCUUCACCACUGAAGAGAUGAAAGAUAUUUCAUUGGAAAGUUCUGAAAUUCAAGCAAAAUAUAAUAAGCAACAACGUUCAUUAGUUAAAGAAAUCAUUUCAAUCACAGCAACUUAUUCUCCAGUUUUAGAAAAAUUAUCAUUAAUCCUUUCACAUUUAGAUGUUUUAACUUCAUUUGCACAUGUUUCUUCAUAUGCACCUGUUCCAUAUAUUAAACCAAAAAUGUAUCCAUUAAAUUCUACAGAGGGGAAAACUAUAGUUAAAGAAGCAAGACAUCCAUGUGUUGAGAUGCAAGAUGGUGUUACAUUUAUUGCAAAUGAUGUUGAAUUAGUUAAAAAUGAAACUGAAUUCUUAAUAAUUACAGGUCCAAAUAUGGGUGGUAAAUCAACUUAUAUUCGUCAAAUUGGUACAAUUUCAUUAAUAGCACAAAUUGGAUGUUUUGUCCCUGCAACUGAAGCUGAAUUAUGUGUUUUCGAUGCUAUAUUGGCAAGAGUUGGUGCAGGAGAUUCUCAAUUGAAAGGUGUAUCAACAUUUAUGAUGGAAAUGCUUGAAACUGCAUCAAUUUUACAAACUGCAAGUUCGAAUUCUUUAAUUAUCAUUGAUGAAUUAGGUAGAGGUACAAGUACUUAUGAUGGGUUUGGAUUAGCUUGGGCUAUAUCUGAAUUUAUUGCAACGAAAUUAAAUUGUUUUACAAUAUUUGCAACACAUUUCCAUGAAUUAACAAAAUUAUCUGAUAAAUUAAAUAAAGUUAAAAAUUUACAUGUUGUUGCUCAUGUUGAAUCUAAUUCAAAUACUUCAUCUGAUAUUACGUUAUUAUAUAAAGUUGAACCUGGUAUUUCUGAUCAAAGUUUUGGUAUUCAUGUUGCAGAAGUUGUUAAAUUCCCUGGAAAAAUUGUAUCAAUGGCUAAGAGGAAAGCUGCUGAAUUAGAAGAAUAUAAUGAUAAUAAACAAGAUCCUUAUGUUGAGGAUAAAAGAACUAAAUGUUCAUCAGAUGAAAUUUCUCAAGGUUCAGAAUUAUUGAAAAAAAUUCUUAAAGAAUGGAGAAAUUCAAUUGAUUUUGAAAAAAUCUCAAGUGAAGAUGCUGUUAAUAAAUUAAAAGAAUUAGUUAAUGAUCAAUAUAAAGAUCAAGUUGAAAAUUCUAAAUAUAUCCAAGAGGUUUUAGAAUUAUGA
Molecule: messenger RNA, 2790 nt
Organism: Hansenula ciferrii
Lineage: Eukaryota; Fungi; Ascomycota; Saccharomycetes; Phaffomycetales; Wickerhamomycetaceae
Gene: MSH2
Product: mismatch repair ATPase MSH2
Exons: 1
Coding region: 1-2790 (929 amino acids)
Biological process (GO): mitotic recombination; mismatch repair
Cellular component (GO): MutSalpha complex; nucleus
Molecular function (GO): mismatched DNA binding; ATP binding; ATP-dependent DNA damage sensor activity
Source: RefSeq, a predicted model, not a curated record